This is a messenger RNA of Hydractinia symbiolongicarpus, 1783 nucleotides long. RefSeq lists its product as uncharacterized. Bases 1 to 876 code for a protein of 291 amino acids. Gene Ontology annotation, cellular component: cytosol. Gene Ontology annotation, molecular function: oxidoreductase activity; FMN binding. The transcript is spliced from 6 exons. The record is from RefSeq and is a predicted model, not a curated record. NCBI's taxonomy places the organism in Eukaryota, Metazoa, Cnidaria, Hydrozoa, Anthoathecata, Hydractiniidae.
AUGUUAUGUGAUAUCGACAGUCAUUCACCUGUCUUCCUCUUCCAUUUGGCUCCAGGUACGCGGGGUGGAAGCCUAGGGCGAUUAAAACUAUUUGUUGACAAGUUCGUCGGUUACCGGUUAAUGUUUAAGCUUGUUUUUCUAGCAGAACUUUCUCACCAGACCAAUAUAAUCUGCGGAGAAGUUCUCAAGCAUCUAAAUAAAAAUCUUGUUUGCAAGCGAAGGGGGGUGGGGCAACAUACAUCACUGCUUAUCUUGUCAAUGGUAGUUGUUAUGUCCGGUCUAAAAGUGCUUUGCAUCAUUGGCUCGGUCCGUACUGGUCGCAUGGCUGAUAAAGUUGUCAGACUAGUUGAGAAUCAAUUUACCAAAGCUUUUGGGUCUAAAGGUCAUGAAAUAAAAGUGCUAGAUCCUGAGGAUUUUAAUCUUCCUCUUUUAAAGCAACCAUUACAUUUUUAUCCUGAUCAAGAAAAAGCUCCUGAAGCUCUUCAUGUUUUGAACAAGUUAGUUAAAGAUGCUGAUGCUUACCUCGUUGUUACCCCAGAAUAUAACAGAACUAUGGCGCCUGCAUUAACAAAUACCCUUAAUCAUCUACCCCCACCCAGCUUUGAAUUUAAGCCCAGUGGUUUGCUCAGUUACUCAAUGGGUCCAAACGGAGGAGGGCUGGCAUGUGUUAGUGCCAGGCCUUUUUUGUCUGAAAUAGGUUGUAUUCCUGUUAAACAUUUUGUCACAAUUGGAAACGUCCACAAAGAAGUUAGUGAUUUAGGAGAGACAGAAAACCAAUUCAUAUUAAAAGACCUAAAGAAAUUAUUUGAUGAACUCGAUUGGUGGGGUAGAGCUGCUAAAAAUCUACGCGAAAGUGAGGGUACUCCUAAGAAGUAGAUAUAUAGUUUUCUCUUACUACCAUUUUGCAUAACCUUUUUGCUGUAAUAAUUAUAUUAAAGGUCUAAAUGAUAAAAUGUCAAACUUAUACAAAACCUAGUGUUAAUGUUAACUGGAAGAAUAAAUUGAAAUUUAUAAAUUUUUAACUUAGGAUAUAAAAUCUUUUCCAUUUAUAAUUUUUUUAUACACUUGUAAAUUGUUCUUAGUUCUACUUUUAUUUACUUUUAUUUACUUUUAUUUUAUUGUUCUGUAUUAUACACUGGUCAAAUCUUAGUUGUGUCUGUGAGUCAAGACCAUUUGCCACGGAGCUAACAAAACUGCGAAGCUUCACAUGGCAACAUGAUAAAUCAUGCAAUAAAACUAAAUACUGUUUUUUUAAAGGCGGAAAUACACAGUGAAAUGUCUCUUUAAAAAAUCCGAAAUUUUCCUUUUUUAAGCUUUUCUGUCGUAAUGUAUCCUUUAUUUAGGAAGAAACGCUAAAGUUGGCGAUUCUUACCAACUGAACGGUUAAAUUUUUCUUGUCUUGGAAAAAGAUUAAAGGAAACCGCAACUGGUAAAAAUUCAAAGUCUCGCCAGUUCGUUGUAAACAAAGAUUUUUGUGCAUUUUUAGUUUUGUGAGAUGGAAAAUGUGCAAAGGUGGGACGUGAAAAAAAAAUUUUAAUAACUUUUUUUAAGUUUUUGAUGUUUUUUUAGCUAAUGUUUUACCAUUUCAUCAGAAUUUUUCUGCUUGUUUAAAAUUUUAAUUAUUAUUAUUAUACAAGCAACUUUCUUGCGCUUCGACAUCACGGUCACCGAAGUACAGGAUACAGGGUCAGGUUAAUUUCAAUCCGGUUUAAAUCCUUUUUUUAUUACGAAUAUUUAUAAAGAAUAGCUGUUCAAAAAUUAGUAAUAUAUUUAUAUAAAUACA